UCCAGCAGCGGCGGUCUGAACCUGCAGACGGCUCCGCUCUCGGCUAAGGUCUCCGGGUCGCUGCUUCUCGCCGCCGCUCCACCUGCAACCAUGACCUCCUGCAGCCGCGUGGCGCUGGUGACCGGGGCCAACAAGGGCAUCGGCUUCGCCAUCACGCGCGAGCUGUGCCGGCACUUCUCCGGGGACGUGGUGCUGGCGGCGCGGGACGCGGAGCGCGGCCGGGCGGCCGUGCAGCAGCUGCAGACGGAGGGCCUGAACCCGCGCUUCCACCAGCUGGACAUCGACGACCCGCAGAGCAUCCGCGCGCUGCGGGACUUCCUGCGCCGCGAGUACGGCGGGCUGGACGUGCUGGUCAACAACGCGGGCAUCGCCUUCAAAAAUGCUGAUCCCACACCCUUUCAUAUUCAAGCCGAGGUGACCCUGAAAACCAACUUUUUCAGUACCCGGAACAUCUGCACAGAAUUACUGCCUCUCAUAAAGCCCCAAGGUAGAGUGGUCAAUGUGUCCAGCAUGGUUAGUGUCCGUGCACUGAAGUCCUGCAGCCCGGAGCUGCAGCAGAAGUUCCGCAGUGACACCAUCACGGAGGAGGAGCUGGUGGCCCUCAUGAACAAGUUCGUAGAAGACACAGAGAAAGGGGUGCACCAGAAGGAGGGCUGGCCCAACACUGCCUAUGGCGUGUCGAAGAUCGGCGUCACCGUGCUGUCCAGGAUCUACGCCAGGAACCUGAGUGCACAGCGGCCAGGCGACAAGAUCCUCCUGAAUGCCUGCUGCCCCGGGUGGGUGAGAACUGACAUGGCGGGGCCCAAGGCCACCAAAAGCCCAGAAGAAGGCGCAGAGACCCCCGUGUACUUGGCCCUCUUGCCCUCAGAUGCUGAGGGGCCUCACGGGGAGUUUGUUUCGGAGAAGAAAGUUGAGCCGUGGUGAGCGUGACACACACAGCGUCAUCCUUGGGCGCCAUUUUGUUCCUACCUUGAUUAAACUAUAGAGCAUUUAUCUGAUGCUUGUCGACAUUUCUAAUUCUACUAAUUCUUUCGUGAUUCCCCCUCCACCUCCUACCCCAGAUGUUGUUAGGGAAAAAAUAUGUGUAAUCUGUGGCCAAAAGUUAGUAGAUGAAUAAAAGUGGUUCUUGAUAA
Messenger RNA from Echinops telfairi (small Madagascar hedgehog), 1133 nucleotides. Its product is annotated as carbonyl reductase [NADPH] 1. The coding region runs from base 91 to 924 and encodes 277 amino acids. NCBI's taxonomy places the organism in Eukaryota, Metazoa, Chordata, Mammalia, Afrosoricida, Tenrecidae. The record is from RefSeq and is a predicted model, not a curated record. The transcript is spliced from 3 exons. Gene Ontology annotation, molecular function: carbonyl reductase (NADPH) activity.